AAACACAAAUUUAAAGUUGAAUAUCUUGCAAUACAAAAGAUAAAAAUAAUCUGAAAAAUGGCUUCAUCAAGAUUUCAACUUGUUGCUCUUCUCGUCGUCUUCUCUCUCGUUAUUAGUAUUACUGCAAAUUCCGUAGAGAAAGACGUAAUGGACGGACCAUGCCGCUUAAGAGGAACGUGCAACAACGACGGCGACUGCGACAAGCAUUGUCACAGGAGCACCGACGCUGCAGCCAUGGACGGCCACUGCCUCUUCGACAAACCCACCGGUCCUGUUUGUUGCUGCUUAUUUGAUUAAAUCAUAUAUUUAUAUUUUUUUAUCCUUCAAAUCUGCACCGUAUAUAUCUAAACUACAUGAAGUAAAAAUAAAAUAAAAAUGGUACGUCCCAAUUAUUUGAAGGAGAAAACAAGAAGUGAUUUUGUGUUUCUUAUGAUUUUUUUUUCUUGUUUGCCAUAUUGAUACACUUGUAUGUCAUGAGAGUGUUAUAAUUGUAAGAGAAUGGCUAUUUGUAAACAAAUGUAUAAUGUAUUUAUAACUUUGAAAAUGUUGACUUUUUGAGGAUGUAAGUUGACUACAAGAAAACAUCACGAAUUUACAAAAUUUCAUGUUUCUUGUAUGCUUCUGUUUCAACUAAAUUGUAUUUCGGAUUUAUUUGAAAUAUUUUAAACAAACAUAAGACUGCGA
Arabidopsis thaliana (thale cress) is the source of this 684-nucleotide messenger RNA. Its product is annotated as Defensin-like (DEFL) family protein. The record is from RefSeq and is marked reviewed. Bases 58 to 297 code for a protein of 79 amino acids. Gene Ontology annotation, cellular component: extracellular region. The transcript is spliced from 2 exons. Lineage: Eukaryota; Viridiplantae; Streptophyta; Magnoliopsida; Brassicales; Brassicaceae.